Molecule: messenger RNA, 1242 nt
Organism: Leptonychotes weddellii (Weddell seal)
Lineage: Eukaryota; Metazoa; Chordata; Mammalia; Carnivora; Phocidae
Product: macrophage-capping protein
Biological process (GO): barbed-end actin filament capping; actin polymerization or depolymerization; cell projection assembly
Cellular component (GO): actin cytoskeleton; cytoplasm
Molecular function (GO): actin filament binding; phosphatidylinositol-4,5-bisphosphate binding
Source: RefSeq, a predicted model, not a curated record
GAAGAAGAACCUGAAAAGCAGAAGGGCGAGGAAGGAGAGCUGCGGAAAGAACUGGAAACAGCAUGUACACACGCCUCCCCCAGAGUGGCUCCCCGUUCCCAGCCUCGGCGCAGGAUCCCGGCCUGCAUGUUUGGCGGGUGGAGAAACUGAAGCCAGUGCCCAUAGCACGUGAGAACCAGGGCGUCUUCUUCUCGGGGGACUCCUACCUCGUGCUGUACAAUGGUCCGGAGGAGCUCUCCCACCUGCACCUGUGGAUAGGCCAGCAGUCCUCCCGGGAUGAGCAGGGGGCCUGCGCUGUGCUGGCCGUGCAUCUCAACACCCUGCUUGGGGAGCGACCCGUGCAGCACCGAGAGGUGCAGGGCAAUGAGUCCAACCUCUUCAUGAGCUACUUCCCACGUGGCCUCAAGUACCAGGAAGGCGGAGUGGAGUCCGCAUUUCACAAGACCUCCCCAGGGGCCGCUCCAGCUGCCAUCAAGAAACUGUACCAGGUGAAGGGGAAGAAGAACAUCCGGGCCACUGAGCGGGCACUGAGCUGGGACAGCUUCAACACCGGGGACUGCUUCAUCCUGGACCUGGGCCAGAACAUCUUCGCCUGGUGUGGUGGAAAGUCCAACAUCCUGGAGCGCAACAAGGCCCGGGACCUGGCCCUGGCCAUCCGGGACAGUGAGCGGCAGGGCAAGGCCCAGGUGGAGAUUGUCACAGAUGGGGAAGAGCCCGCCGAGAUGAUCCAGGUCCUGGGCCCCAAGCCAGCUCUGAAGGAGGGCAACCCCGAGGAAGACCUCACAGCUGACCGGACAAAUGCCCAGGCCGCGGCUCUGUAUAAGGUCUCUGAUGCCACCGGACAGAUGAACCUGACCAGGGUGGCCGACUCCAGUCCCUUUGCCCUUGAGCUGCUGCUGUCAGAUGACUGCUUCGUGCUGGACAACGGGCUCUGUGGCAAGAUCUACAUCUGGAAGGGGCGAAAAGCUAACGAGAAGGAGCGGCAGGCGGCUCUCCAAGUGGCCGAGGACUUCAUCUCCCGCAUGCGAUAUGCCCCCAACACUCAGGUGGAGAUUCUGCCCCAGGGCCGGGAGAGCCCCAUCUUCAAGCAAUUCUUCAAGGACUGGGAAUGAGGGGGGGUGCCCCCCGACUCCUGCCCGCUUUCUUCUCCUCUGGCUGCCUGGCCCCUGUGGAGGUGGCCCCAAGGCUGUUCAAUAAAGGAGACAAGUGCUUUCCUCGCAAAAAAAAAAAAAAAAAAAGAAA